AUGGAGAAUAAGGCCAUGUACCUGAGUACAUACGAAGAGAGGGAGAACGGAUCCUUCUAUGAGGAGGGCUACGAUGGCAGGAACCUAUCAAAGCUGAACCUGUGUGAAGACGCCGGCUCUGCCAAGAGGAGAAGAAAGACAGACAAUUGCUGCAGCCACCUGAACUCUCUGUCUGCCAUCAAGUAUGCUAUCGUGUCUCUAUACAUCCUGGUACUUCUGUGUAUCCUUGGUCUCUGUUUAGCAGUGUCCAGGUCUCAGAUGUCCUCAGAGAAGCAGGAGGCACUGAUGGAGAACAUGACCCGUAUGGAGGACCGCUCCCGGGAGCUCCAGCAGUCCCUGGGCGACAUCUCGUCUCAGGCAAACCUCCUGGAGAAAAUCUGGAAGCUGGAGAACCUGUUCCAGAACCACAGCGAGUCCUUACAGCAGCUGGGCCGGGCAUUUCACGGCCUGGAGAGGGACAUCAGGGAUCUGCAGGGCCACUCCCAGUCGACAGACAGUGCAGUAGAGCAGCUGGGGGACCGUGUCUCUACCCUGAACCAAUCGUCCCAGAGGAACGUGAAUGGGUUGAGCAACCAGCUGGCCCAGGCCUCUGUCUCGCUGCACGACCACGACCUACUGCUGAAGAGCGCAGCUGAUCAGGUGGACCAGCUCAAGGAGAGGCUUGAGGAGGUGGGCUGGACGGUGGAUGCGGUCAACCACACAUUCACGAGUGACAUCAGCAUCCAUCACCUGAAGAUCCAGGACCUGCAGGUGCAGAUCAGCAACGUGAGCCAGGACACACGGUACAUGAGGGAGACACAGGUGCAAAUGGAGGAGACACUGAAGAACGAGGUGGAGAUCCUCAGCACCAUCACAGAGGACCUGAGGCUCAAGGACUGGGAGCACUCAAAUAUCCUCAAGAACAUCACCUUCCUAGAAGGGCCUCCAGGACCAAAGGGUGAGAAGGGCGAUGUUGGGCCAAUUGGGUCCCCUGGUGUGGCAGGCCUCACAGGGAUGAGAGGUUUAACAGGAGAAAAAGGCAUCCAGGGUCCAAGGGGACUAAAAGGCCCGAGCGGCCCCGACGGCCUACAGGGGGAGAAAGGGGAAAUGGGACCCAAAGGGCCCAAAGGUGACAAAGGAGACAGAGGACUGAAGGGUGAGAAGGGAGACCGUGGUGAAAAAACAGUGGAUGAGACACUGGUGAGGCUGGUGAAUGGAUCAGGCCCUCACGAGGGGAGAGUGGAGGUGUUCCACGAGAGACGCUGGGGGACGGUGUGUGAUGACGUCUGGGACAAGAAGGACGGCGACGUGGUCUGCAGGAUGCUUGGCUACAAAGGAGCCUUUGAGAUCCAUAAAACAGGCCGGUUUGGACAAGGUACUGGGCUCAUCUGGAUGGAUGACGUGGCCUGCGUUGGGAACGAGGACACCAUUCACCAGUGCAAGUUCUCAGGCUGGGGUAAGACAAACUGUGGGCACGUGGAGGAUGCGGGGGUGACAUGCAACACCUAACACCCACCAUUUGAACCCCCACCGAGUUCAGUUACAAACUGCUGAGAUUAGUUGCAGUUGACAGGCAGCGUGACGUAGAGCAGAGGAGCUGUGUCCUGCUGUCCUACACCCACCCA
Messenger RNA from Salvelinus namaycush (lake trout), 1604 nucleotides. RefSeq names its product scavenger receptor class A member 5-like. The coding region runs from base 1 to 1488 and encodes 495 amino acids. Gene Ontology annotation, molecular function: ferritin receptor activity. Gene Ontology annotation, cellular component: plasma membrane. Lineage: Eukaryota; Metazoa; Chordata; Actinopteri; Salmoniformes; Salmonidae. The transcript is spliced from 8 exons. Gene Ontology annotation, biological process: iron ion transmembrane transport. The record is from RefSeq and is a predicted model, not a curated record.